AUUUUCUCUCCGAGGAAACCCACGAGCUGCAGCGAGCGGACGUGAGGCUGCGGGCGGCGAUUGAAGACGUGGAUCACGCGAUCGACCAGAUGGAGAAACAGGCUUUGGAACUAGCCGAAGAGGGCUACGAGGCGGUCGAAGACCCGAACUCGCCCUCCUACGGCGUUGCGAGACUGAACCGCGGCAUUGACCCGGUAUCGCAGAGGCAGUUGCUAGAGAAUUUGAUGAUCCGCCGCGACGCGCUGAUGAAACAGAAACGGGAAUUGCAGGAGGAAAGGGUCAACAUCCGCUCGUUAAUCGCUCACGAUUUCGAAGUCCUGUCCGGUGCGAUGCAGGCCGCGAAGAAAGCGAGCCACGCCCCGGGGGACCACUCGUUCCACAUGCAGGGGAGUAACGAGUCAGCUUUUUUGUCCACCAGUGUGAACCGAGCAGGGGGAUUGAGUCCUCUGGAAGCGCAGCUCGCACGGAUGAUUCCAGAUGCGCAGGGGUUGUAUGCAUUGCAAAAGCAUCGUACUUGUGCUUGUCGUGUUGCAAUACAAAUUAGCUCAGCAACAUGACGAAAUGGAAUUUGUCAUGCGGAUUCCGCUAAAAAAAGGAGAUUUGCAAUGCAUGAAUGCAAUUGCUACGAGUGCGAUACUUUUGCACAGGAUAGGUUGCACGGACAAGCAAGGACGGUGCAGGAGAAGCACGCGUUUAACUUAUCCUGAGCAAAACGGCCCCACCCCAUAGUAAGUUGUAAUGCAACUCUGCAUGCUGAAAAUGUUUCUCAUGCGGGGCCCCAUGAGAAGCAUUUUCUAGCAGUGUUUCGGAAUUUGUCAUGCUCAAAUACGCAUGAUGCGCUUAGGUUUGUGAUGCUGCUGAACAAGCUAAACAGGAUUACACUACGAGGCCAAACUUGUCAUGCGCAGCAACCAAAGCUUGUUGAUUUGUCUAGCAGAUAUGGGCUGGGGACGUUUUUACAUAGGAUAUAACCGGGCGAAGAUUGACUACUACAAAGGCCAGUUACGGGGGGAUGAUUUGUUACACCAGCAAUUAUCCUCCGGCAUCAACCUGGUUGACUUCUUGGAACAACCGGACCCAGUCGAAAUUGAAGAAGCGGAGGCUUUGGAGAAGGAAGCGGAAUUGAAGAAGCGAGCAGAAUCGCUGCAAGCGGUUGUGUAUCAAAUGCAAAUAUGUCGGGGUCUUGCAGAUUUGAAGACUUUGCCAUGCAAAUUGUACAGCAUGGCCUCGUCCGAAGAUGCCUGUGAUGCAUUCUCUAGCAUCACAGCUUUCGCAAAGGUUUGCUCAUGUUGCCUACUUCUGCAUGAGAAAUGCCCUCUUUGAGUGGCACCAAUCUGAGCGCCUUUUGCCUCUCAUGCAAUACAGACUUUUGUGUGAUCGACAUGCUAGCAUCACAAAUCCCAUUCUUUCCGGACAAAUUUGCAAUGCAUACUGUGAAGGAGAAAAACGAGCUGAUCAAGCGGAUGAUGGAACGGACCGAGGUAUCCUGUGUAAAAACGUCCCCACCCCAGAGUUGUCAUGCAAAUGUGCAAUGACAGGAACAUUUGUAAUGCGGAUCUGCAUGAGAGGCAUUUCCAAUUGUGUUUUGGACUUUGUAAUGCUGUAAACGGGAUGACUGGCUUUCUCAUGCGGCUACCCUUGCUAAACAGCACGACGCUACAGAUGUAAACUUGUCAUGCAAAAAUCCCAAAACUUGGAGAUUUGUGUUGCAGAUUUACCAACUGGACUCUGGUGUGGGGACGUUUUUACUCAGGAUACGAGGAAGCGGGACUCGGCGGCCAGGAGAAAGGCCCGGACGGAAAAGCUGUGUCCGGGUCGAUUUCAAGAAGAGGCGGCCUCGUGUCGCAAAUAUGCAUUGCAAAAUUGUCUGGGCCUGGAAGAUGAAUGCAGGACUUGUCAUGCUUGUCUGGCAUGCCAUGCAAAAACGCAGUUUGCCAUGCGGAAAGCGAAACACAUGACAGUACAAAAACUUGUCAUGCUUGGCUGCAUAUCGUAGUGCGCCCACCUCCAUUCACAGAUUUGCAUCACAAGUUUCCAGACCCAGACAUGUUUGCAUUUGAUAGCAGAAAACGUUACACGACAUCGCGGAUCACUCGGUCGAGCGGAUGAUUCAGGAGUAUUACCAUGAAAAAUGCCCACACCCCCGAACUUAGGACCAUUUGUAUUGCAAACCUUUGCAAAUGAAGCAUUCGCCCUCUUGCAUCUAUCAGCAUCACAGGUUUCCAAUCCUGAAUAGAAAAAAUUUGUAUUGCGCAAGAUCCCAGCAAGAGCGGCGCUUGUCAUGCAACCAAUGCGAUAUACGCCUAGACUCUGCAUCAGAAAGAUUCAUAGUCCUUUCAUGCAUGACAAAAAGUUUUCAUUUGGAAACUUUGCAUCACAAAUUAUUGCAACUUUUGGGGUGGGGGCAUUUUUCAUUGUAAUAAGGAGUCCUGGAAGCACAGGGUCGAUCAGGACACGGAUCGGGAAUUUAAAGAUUUGAAAGAACAUAUCAUAAGGAAAAACGUCCCCACCCCAGAGUUGUCAUGCAGAUUUGCAUUGACGAGGACAUUUGUGAUGCGCAUACCCAUGGUAGCCAUUUCCAAUUGUGUUUUGAAAUUUGUGAUGCUGUGAACAGGAUAAGCACAUGGAUCUGUGAUGCGGCUGCACUUGCUAACCUGCACUACACUAUGGAAUGCAACUUGUCAUGCGUGACGUCCAAAGCUCUUGGGUUUGUGUUGCAAAAUCCCCAUCUUGACUCUGGUGUGGGGACGUUUUUACUCAGCACAGAACAGUUGAACCAAGUGAAGGAACAGCACAAGGAAGAGAGGUUCCGAACCAUGUUGCAGGACUUGCAGGAUUUGCGGUCGGAUCCCUCGCUGCAAGUCUACUACGACGCCUAUGGCCUUCUCAACUGUUACAUUCCCAGCUCGCUGUUACGUGAAUUUGUGAUGCAAGAAUGGCAAUAGUGAAAGGGGUGCCCACCUUGCGCGUCUUGCAUGACAAAUUUGCCACAGAUUCCAAGCCUGUUUGGCUCUUCGAGAAUUUGUCAUGCGAAGCAGCUUGAUCGUGUCGAUUCUGAUUGUAAAUUUGCAUGACAAGAAAUCGCGCAACAGUUGAGAGUGUAACGCUUGAGAACGCCAUAACGCCCCGACGGUUUCUUUGGACACGGCGAUGGAGCUAUGACCUUGCACAACUCCCCCUCCCCCUCAUUUGUCAUGCAAAACCCCAUACCCAAGUGCUUCCCUGUGGCACUGCUUGCAUGACAGAUUCCGCCGGAAGCCCAAACAGUACACUAGGCGCAUGAAUUUGUCAUGCACAGGCUCCACGUGUGCUGGUGUUUGUAUUGCUGUUCAUGCAAUAGCAAUAGGGGGGGAGUUGUGGACUGUCAUAGAAGCGAUCUGGGUUAGCGGGCUCGUCCACUCUGUUGGAGAAUGUCGGGACGGAAGUUUUGAGGAAGGGCUACCUCCAAGCGGAUUACCUGAAUGAAGACACGAUCAAGGGAAACAUCCGGACCAUUCUAUCCGAGGGCGUCUACUCGGCUUUGGGAGUGCACCGGGAACCCGACGGAGAAAUGGUCGCGGACGCGGUGACCCGGGCGAAAACCCAUUCCCCCUUGAUGUCACCGCAGGGAACGGUUAUACGGGACCGGAUCAUCUAUGUUCCCGUGGAUGCGCAGGGGCGAGCGGUGGGAGAUGGCAGUCUAGACCCGAAAAAGUUCGGCGUGCGGAAUUUCGGCGCCGGGAACAUUGUAUGCACUGCAAAAGUAUCGUACUCGUAUAAGUGCAUUAGAAAUUUCCUCAGCAUGAGCAAUAAAAUUUGUAAUGCAGAUUUAGCUUAAGAACAAGAUUUGUAAUGCUGGAUUGCAAUUACUACGAGUGCGAUACUUUUGCACAGGAUACAUUGCGACGACGGAGGGAAUGACACCGUUGUUGGACAACGACGGGCGACCGUAUGAACUGCAAAAGCAUCGCACUCGUACUAAUUGCAAGAAUGCAUGACAAAUCUGCUUCCUAAAGUGAAACAGCAUCACAAAUUCCAUUUCUAAUGCUGAGGGAAUUUGUGAUGCUAUUCAUACUAGUACGUUGCUUUUGCAGUUCAUAGACCGCUACACGACACAAAUUUACCCGACGGGUACCAGACGUUUUUUGCGCAGGGCGUGGUGCAACAGGAGGCGGGGGAUUUCAACGCACUGGAUCCAAACUUGGAUAUGACGCAACCUGGUACAAAUUUUAUAUAUUGCUGCUGCAACAGUACCAACACAACAUGAGUAUGUUAGUCAGUGUGCGUCUAAUGUCUGUGGUCUUGUGUGCAAGAUAAAAUAUAAAAUUAUUGAGCUCCUCACCGCAAGAAAAGCAAAAUUUUUGGAACCUGCAAAUCAAACCAAAACCUUCAGCGUCGAUCCAGUCGACGCAGCGGCCGUCGCAGGGUUUCCAAAACCAGCUCGCGAACAUCAAGUCCAACGCGCCUGCGAGUCAAACCAUGAUGAGCCACGAGGUUCCGCAUAACCCGGGUUCCCACGGCAGCAUCGGCAACAGCGUCGCAGAACAGGCUCCUGCUGCGCCGGGAUUUGGCUCCGGAGGCGGAGGAGGUGCGCCUGGUUUUGGGUCCGGCGGGGGUGGAGGUGGUGCUCCAGCGAAUAAUAAACCCGUGGGGCCUCCAGCCGGGAGUGGAUUGAACCGGGCGGGCAGUGGUGGUUUCGCGGACGUGGUCAGGCAGAGUCAGCAGCGACAGAGCAGCAUCAACCAACCGUCGAGCUUCGGGAGCGCGUUGGGGUCCAAUAUUCGACCGGCGUCGGGGUCAAAAGCAGGUGGGGGUGGUGGAAAGAAGGCGAACAACUCCUCCAGUAGCAGUA
Molecule: messenger RNA, 4831 nt
Organism: Amoebophrya sp. A120
Lineage: Eukaryota; Dinophyceae; Syndiniales; Amoebophryaceae
Source: the annotation of a GenBank genome assembly